CCCGGGGUGACGGAGGAGGCUGGGCGGGUGCUAGGCUGAGGAGCGCGCGGCUGGGCGUCCGCAGGCCCAGGGCCACCGUGGGACGACCGUGCCCGCGUCCAUGGGGGCCGCUGCAGCAGCAGAGGCUGCCCAGCCUAAACGGAGGCUGGGAAGGGCCUUCGGGUAGUGGGAGUGACCUCCGCGUUCCUAGGUCCGUGCUCCGCUCUCCAUACGCCCACCCUAGGCGCAGACCGCGACGCCACUGGAUGAUGCGCGCCCCAGGCCGCCGGGGAGACUGAACUAAGCCCGCCGCACCGCGCAGUCGCCGCGCUCUUGCGGCCGCGCAUGGCCCUUACGGGCGCCCAGGGGGCGACCCUUACGCCGGGAUCCCCGGCCCAGGUCGCCCCCGCUAGCGCCGCGUCCUCGUCGUCAGCCUCCUCGGGCGAUGCGUGCCCCGCGGGCGCCGGGCUGUGGGCCGCGCUCUACGAUUACGAGGCGCGCGGCGAGGACGAGCUGAACCUGCGGCGCGGCCAGCUGGUGGAGGUGCUGUCGCAGGACGCCGCCGUGUCGGGCGACGAGGGCUGGUGGGCCGGCCAGGUGCAGCGGCGCCUGGGGAUCUUCCCCGCCAACUACGUGGCCCCGUGCCGCCCGGCCGCCCGCCCCGCGCCGCCCCCCGCGCAGCCACCGAGACCCGGCUCGCCCGUGCACGUCGACUUCGAGCGGCUGGAACUCAAAGAGCUCAUCGGCGCCGGCGGCUUCGGGCAGGUGUACCGCGCCACCUGGCAAGGCCAGGAAGUGGCGGUGAAGGCGGCGCGCCGCGAUCCGGAGCAAGACGCGGCGGCGGCUGCGGAGAGCGUGCGGCGCGAGGCGCGGCUUUUCGCCAUGCUACGGCACCCCAACAUCAUCGAGCUGCGCGGCGUGUGCCUGCGGCAGCCGCACCUCUGCCUGGUGCUCGAGUUCGCGCGCGGCGGGGCGCUCAACCGCGCGCUGGCCGCCGCGCCCGAUCCGCGCGCGCCGGGUCCGCGUCGAGCGCGGCGCAUCCCCCCGCACGUGUUGGUCAACUGGGCUGUGCAGAUCGCGCGCGGCAUGCUCUACCUGCACGAGGAAGCCUUCGUGCCCAUCCUGCACCGGGACCUCAAGUCCAGCAACAUCUUGCUGCUGGAGAAGAUCGAGCAGGACGACGUCUACAACAAGACGCUGAAGAUCACGGACUUCGGGUUGGCCCGCGAGUGGCACAGGACCACCAGGAUGAGUGCGGCCGGCACCUACGCCUGGAUGGCCCCUGAGGUCAUCAGGUCCUCCCUGUUCUCCAAGGGCAGUGAUGUCUGGAGCUAUGGCGUGCUGCUAUGGGAGCUGCUCACGGGAGAGGUGCCCUACCGUGGCAUCGACGGUCUUGCUGUGGCCUAUGGGGUGGCUGUCAACAAGCUCACUCUGCCCAUCCCGUCCACCUGUCCUGAGCCGUUUGCCAAACUCAUGAAAGAGUGCUGGGAGCAAGACCCUCACAUCCGCCCGUCCUUCGCCUUGAUUCUCCAGCAGCUGACCGCUCUAGAAGAGGCCGUGCUGACCGAAAUGCCCCAGGAUUCUUUUCAUUCCAUGCAGGAUGACUGGAAACUGGAAAUUCAGCACAUGUUUGAUGAGCUGAGAACCAAGGAAAAGGAGCUGCGGUCCCGGGAGGAGGAGCUGGUUCGGGCUACUCUGCAGCAGAAGUCUCAGGAAGCUCUGCUCCGGCGCCGGGAGCAGCAGCUGGCAGCGCGUGAGAUCGACGUGCUGGAGCGAGAGCUGAACCUCUUGAUCUUCCAGCUGAACCAGGAGAAGCCACAGGUGAAGAGGAGGAAGGGCAAGUUCAGGAGGAGCCGCUUGAAGCUCAAAGAUGGACAUCUCAUCAGUCUCCCCUCAGAUUUCCAGCACAAGAUAACCGUGCAGGCCUCACCCAGCCUGGACAAGCGCAGGAGUCCGGACAGCAGGAGCCGCAGCCCGCCCAGCAGCCCUGCCAUGCUGCCCCGGCUGCGGGCCAUCCAGCUGACUUCGGAGGAGAGCAAUAAAACGUGGGGGAGGAACGCAGCCUUUCAGCAAGGAGAAUUUGGAGAUAUUGGAAGGAAUUUCAAGAGAAAGGGUUGUACGUGGGGACCAAACUCAGUUCAAAUGCAAGAAAGAGCCGAUAUCAGAGAGAGGAUCAGGCCUCUCUCGGAUGGAAACAGCCCUUGGUCGUUUCACUUAAUAAAAAGUCAGAAAUCCACGCCAUUGGCUUCGUUAUUUGUGGACCAGCCAGGGUCCUGUGAGGAGCCAGCCCCUUCCCCUGGCGGGUCCGAACGCAGAAGACCAAAGCCAGUGAAGGUGCCCGGACAGGCCUGCGUUGACCUGCCUCUUUGGAAAGAUGGUCAGAAAGAGAAGCUGGCGGAGGCUGAGAGCCAAGAGGAGGGGCCCCCGGCCAGCCCUGCCACGGGCUCCUCUCGGGUGAUGCCUGUGGCCAGCCUGCAGGGACCACCCCAGAGAAGGAAAACAGACACGGCCUUGUACAGGUGCACGGCGUUGCUGGCCUCGGUGGCUUUGGGGCUGGAUGUCAGGGACCUUGGCAGAGCGCAGGCUGCUGAAGAACCGCUGCCCAGGGAGGAGAAGAAGAAGCGAGAGGGGCCCCUGCAGUGGGCCACCAGGUCCCGCACGAGUGCCAGCCCACCCCCGAGGCUGCCGAGCCCCUCCGCCUCGCUGCCAGGCGCUCCCGGCCCUCCCUCCACACCCUCUCUGGCCACCAGGUGCUGGCUGCAGACAGACGGCCGCGAGCCACCCGAGGGCAGCAUGCGUGUCCCUGGGGACCCCGAGGUGCCUGCUCCGGAUUUCUGUCCCUCCACUCUGGGCUGCAGCUGUGAGCCCAGCCCUGUGCCAGGGACUGAGGCUGGUCACACUGGGCUGCAUGGCGCUCCUCCUCUCUGGGAGCAGGCACGUGGGGACGCGCCUCGUUCCCCAGAAGACAGAGCACGGCAGAGCGGACGACCUGCAUCUGGGGAGAGAGCUUCUCCGACCCCAAGUGCUCCUGGGGCCUCUGAACUGCCACCUCCGGCCUCCCCUGGCCCUGCUUGCGACUCACAAAGCGAGGUCCCUCCUGAGCAGCAGCCAGCUGUCAUGGUCAUGCCUUGGCCGCCCCCUGCUUCCUCAAGAAGCCCAUCCAAUGUGCCACAGGCUGUCCCACCGAGGGCAGGGUCCCUUCCUGCGUGGGUGGUUGAUGGUGGCCACACAGGACCAGGCCCCACCUGCCUUCUUGGUGCCCAGGACAAAACUAGGUUCCAGGCACCGUCCUUGCUGGACGCCGAUGUGGAAGGGCCAACCAGGGAGGGCAUAGUGCCCCUGUGCGGUUUGCAGAGUGCGGCUCGCCCAUCGGCCAUCUGUGCCCUGGAGAGGAAGUUUCUGACCUAGUGCCACUGCUGUUCUGGCAUUUGCCCCCAAGACCUCGCCUGCACCUUUAGUGUGUAUCCAGCUGCUGUCCUCGAAGCUGUGGCCUGGAGACUCUGUGACAGAAUCACAGCUGGAACGUGCUGGUGCUCGAGUGAGGCUAGCCUGUGGACGUCCUCUGAGGCGGCCUCUGCCCUCUUCAGCAGCUGUGGAUGGGUGUCCAGGAGCAGCAACCUUUUCGUUCUCCAGUGGAGUGUUGAAAACACCAGUCACACGUGCCCACUGUGCUCACAGACAUCACCUGUUACAAACAUUCAUGUCACCGGGCUUCACGUUUCUUGGUUAGCCCAGGGUCAUCCCAGCCCAAGCACCCUAACCCCUGCCAACGCAGGAGGGAUGGUGGUGCUGGAAUGUGAGCCCUGUGUCCUCACUCCACCUGGUGCUUACACGGAUGAUCUUAUAGUCAUAAAAUCAACCACCGGGUUACAGGGUCAGGAAUGGCUCAGCAGGAGCUCAUGGAUUUGCCUAAGUUUCUCAUCCCUUCUGUCCCUGGAUUGUGUCAUGUAGAAGACAGACAGUAGAUAUUAAAGUCUUUUCAUACAAUGAAAAACUAAA
This is a messenger RNA of Marmota monax (woodchuck), 3978 nucleotides long. It is a transcript of the gene Map3k21, whose product is annotated as mitogen-activated protein kinase kinase kinase 21. Bases 325 to 3387 code for a protein of 1020 amino acids. Lineage: Eukaryota; Metazoa; Chordata; Mammalia; Rodentia; Sciuridae. The transcript has 10 exons. The record is from RefSeq and is a predicted model, not a curated record. Gene Ontology annotation, molecular function: protein binding; ATP binding; JUN kinase kinase kinase activity. Gene Ontology annotation, biological process: protein phosphorylation.